Messenger RNA from Diospyros lotus (date-plum), 15380 nucleotides. Its product is annotated as tubulin beta-2 chain. NCBI's taxonomy places the organism in Eukaryota, Viridiplantae, Streptophyta, Magnoliopsida, Ericales, Ebenaceae. Gene Ontology annotation, molecular function: GTP binding; structural constituent of cytoskeleton; GTPase activity. Gene Ontology annotation, biological process: mitotic cell cycle; microtubule cytoskeleton organization. Bases 292 to 5019 code for a protein of 1575 amino acids. The record is from RefSeq and is a predicted model, not a curated record. The transcript is spliced from 11 exons. Gene Ontology annotation, cellular component: microtubule; cytoplasm.
AAGGGUUGAGCGGGCUGUUGGCUUUCCUCUCGUAUAUAAGCACCGCCAUACUCGCCUGUGCUGCUACUAUGCGCCCCUCCCUCUUUCUCUCUUUUCCCUUUCGAUCCUCGUAUCAGUCGGUGGGUUACUCUCGAUUGCUGAUUCUAAAGGCAGGUGGACAUCUUGCUUGGGGUUUACGAACAUCUCAAUCGAAUCGACCAUCGGUGCCUGCAAAUCUCAGGUGCUAGAUCUCUGUACACGAGCUGGGUUCAUUGAUGUUUGGUGGAAGUUGAAGAAUAAAUCCUUAGCAGCAUGGGUUUUGAUAACGAAUGCAUACUAAACAUUCAGUCUCUUGCUGGGGAGUACUUUUGCCCUGUCUGUCGAUUGCUUGUUUACCCAAAUGAAGCACUUCAGUCACAGUGCACCCAUCUAUAUUGCAAACCUUGUUUGACAUACAUCGUGAACACUACCAGAGCAUGCCCAUAUGAUGGGUACUUGGUGACUGAAGCAGAUUCGAAGCCUUUGAUAGAAUCAAACAAAACACUGGCCGAGACAAUUGGAAAAAUUGUGGUUCAUUGUCUUUAUUACAGGAGUGGAUGCCAAUGGCAGGGUCCUUUGUCUGAGUGCACUUCUCAUUGUGCUGGGUGUGCUUUUGGAAAUUCUCCUGUUGUAUGUAAUAGGUGUGGAAUCCAAAUUGUGCAUCGUCAAGUGCAGGAGCAUGCUCAGAACUGUCCUGGUGUGCAGGCAGCAGCCACAGCUGCAUCAACUAAUGCUGAACAAACCCAAACGGCUAAUCAGUCUGGAGUAUCAACUUCUCAGGCCCCGAAUUCCCAAACCAUUACUGCUCCUCCAACUGGGCUGGAGCCUAAUCCGCAAGCCAGUGCAAAUUCUCUGCUGCAGGCUGCAGCUCCAACUGCCAUGCCAACUCCUGAACAGUGGUAUCAGCAAUACUACCAGCAGUAUCCUGGAUAUGAUCCUUAUCAGCAAGCUUAUCCAAAUUACUACCCAUACCAACAACAGGUCAUUCAGCAAUACCAGCAGCAACCCCCAAAUGUGCAAGGGCAGCAGCAACCUCAGGCUUAUUCCCAGCUCCAGCCCCCACACCAGCCUCAGCCCCAGUCCCAGCCCCAGCCCCAGCUCCAAACCCAAGCCCAAGCCCAAGCCCAAGCCCAAGCCCAACUCCAACUCCAACCCCAACCCCAACCCCAACCCCAACCCCAAACCCAAAUCCAACCCCAAUCCCAAUCCCAGUCUCAUAUACAAAGCCAAAGUCAACCACAUGCUCAGUCUCAACUGCAUGUUCAGCCCCAGGCUCAGCCUCUUACCCAAACACAACCCCAAACACAAAUUCAGCCUCCUGCACAGCCUCAUCCUCUUCAGCAUGUUCAGGUUCUGGCAGCUGCAGUUAACCCACAACAUCAACUUCACCCUAUGGGGCAAUCUAAUCCUCAAUUGCAGCCACAAGCUCACCCCCCACCUCACGGCCAGCCCCAUCCUCUGCCGCAGUCCCAGCCUCAGUCAUAUACUGGAGGUCAACCUCACCUGCAGCCCCAUUCUCAACAACACAUGCAACUGGCCCAAUAUCAACAGGCUCCUUCACUUGUGCAACAUGCACAGGCUCAUAUUCAGCCUCAGCUGCGUCCUCAGGUUCAAUCACAUCCUCAGUCUGUUCAACAGCUGCAGCCUCAAACUAACCUUCAAGCCCAACCACAGGCACAGCUUCCCACUCCUCAACCUCAACUCCAGCAGCAGAUGGUUCAGCAGAAUAAAUCUCUAAACACUCAGCUGCCAACACAACAGGCACAGCCACAUGCAGUUACAGGUCAUCAAUCCUUUCCACAACCUCAACCUCACCAGCAAAUGCAGUUGGGAGCUCAACUUCCAGCCCACAUGCAUAACCAGAGUGGGCCAAUUCCUCAACAUUCUGUUCAAAUGUAUGGGCAAUUCCCUCAGCAGCAGCCUCAGAUACAUCCUCCGCAGUCCCAUGCUCCAGUGCUGAAUCAGCAGCAGCCUGUUGUAGUGCCUCCACAGGGUCAUGUCCCAAGCAUUCCUCCAGUGCAGCAGCAGCAGCUUCCUCAUGCACAGCAACCUAGUCAUCCGGGCCAACAACGUCCUCUUAUGCAGCCUAUGCAACAUUCCAUGCCUCAGCAACAUUUGCAACCUCAACAGCCAUUUCUUGGGCAAACACUCGCUCCCGUUCAGAACCAGGUGCUGCCAUACAGCCAUCUUGCACAGCAGCAGCCUGUGCAGUCUCAGUUGCGCCCUCAUGGUGCUCCUCAGUCAGUGCAGCAGAAUUCUCUUCCCUACAUGUCAUCACAGCAGAAUUCUGCAGUGUCACAUGGCUGGCAAUCUCAACAGUCUCUGAAUCAUGCUGCAAGACCAAUGGGGCCAAAUUAUGGGGCACAAUCACAGUCUUUCCCACCAUCUUCUGCUGGAUUUACUGGUGCAGCUCAUGGCCGGCCUAUGCAGAUUGGCCCAAACCAUCCUCCAAUGAAUCAAAAUUAUCUUCCAAGUGCCAACAACCAGCUGCAAAUGUCUUCUGAACACCACUCUCUCCAAUCUGGGGCUACCUUGAAACCUAUGGUGAUUGAUAGACAAAGUGAUCAGGCACAUGGGAAAAGUGUAGCCAAGCAAAAAGAUGGAUCACCGAUUCAGAAAACUGCUCAAAAGGAGCUGAAUGGUUUGGCUCCCACUCUUGGUCUUGGAGCUGAUUCAUCUCAAGUAAAAAAUAUUGUAUCCGAGACAGAUGUCAAGUUGAUGGUCAAUAUACAGAAACCUAUUGGUGGAGAUGAUGCAAAUGAUGGUCAGGUUGAUGUACAUGGAAAGGAUACAGGCUCUGACUUGCAUCCAGUGAACAGUGUUUCCUCAGAGCCUGAAAUCAAGCAUAUGGUUAAGAAAGACUCAAAUGAGAAUAGUCUGGAUACUUCACAUGAUGGUAAAUCUGUUGAAACAUUAGCUUCAGAGCAAAAAGAUACCACUAAUGUCCCUCAACAAGGGGCACAUUCUGUGGCAGAUGAUACUUCAUUGCAACACACAGAACCUUCCAUGGAACAUAACGCGAAUUCAAAAAAAGAUGUGGUGGAUUUGGGCAGGGAAUCUCGUGGGGCUGACAUGGUCACACAAGCUAUUCCCUUGGCUUCAUCUCACAUCCCUGAUAGUUCUGCAAAGUCUCAGACUUUUCUUUCCAGUAGAGAUCGUUUGCAGCAUCAAUCUCAGCCUAUGCAUCAAGGUGCUGGAGUUGAUGGAUUUAAGAGUUUCCCUCCUCAUGAUCAGACAUUGGGAAAGGGCUUUAUGCAUGCUCCUCAUCCUUUCCCACCGACUGAUCAAGGCAGGCAUCAGCCUGCACCAAUGCCUUCUGCUCAUCAACUGCCAGGGCCCCCAGUGCCUCCUUCAGGGCCCCUGCACCAUCAAUUGCCAGGGCAACCCACCAGUGGAUUAAGGCCUCAAGGACCUGGUCUUUUGCCCCCGCCAGGGCAGCUGUUAAAUCCACCUGAUGAGUUCCACCUACCCAUGCUGAAGCAACCUCAUGGUUCUUUCCAUCCUGAAAUUGCUUCUGGCGGAAUCCCAGGUCCAAGUGCCACGCUAUUUGGGAGAGGAUCAGGCCAUGAGAAAAGUUUUGAGAUGCAACCCGUUGCUUCUCAAGGGCAUAAUCAUCAAGGCCUUAUGAUGCCUCCACAUGCUGGGCUCCCAAGGAUGUCUCAAGGUGAAAUUCCUGGCUCAUUUAACUCACCUGGUGGAAUGAUAGGAAGGCCACGACCACAAGGACCUGAAAUGCAGAUUCAUCAGGGUCCAAUUAAUCCAGCUGGAAGUGAAAUGUUUUCUGACCAGAGGUCUCAUCACUUGGAUGGCCGACAACCUGAUUCUCAUUUGCUGGGGUCAUCUAGAAGGGCUCCCUUUGGACAGCCUGCUGGUGUGGAAUCGAAUUUGAUGAGAAUGAAUGAAGCUCCAGGUAGUGAUUCAUCGUCUGCAGUUGGUCUGCGUGAUGACAAGUUCAAGUCUCUUGCAGGAGAGGGUCCGAAUCACUUUCCAGUGGAGCCAUCUCGGCAUGUCAACCCAGUUUCAAGGCCUUUUGACAAGGCACCUCAUGGAUUAAACUAUGAUACUGGACUGAAGUUAGAUCCAGGUCCUGCUGCUUCUAGAUUCUUGCCUCCUUACCACCCUGGUGGCUUGAAUGAUGCUGGUGGUAGAGUGAAGCCAGUUGGUCCUGAUUCUAGUCGUAAUCAUCCAGAUUUUCAUGGACCAGCUUCUGGAUUUGGUAGGCAUCAUAUGGAACAGUUGACACCUACUAGUCCUGGUGGCAGAGAGUAUACUGGCUUUGCAAGUCAUGGUUUUGUUGGUCUUCCUGGUUUCCCACGAGAGCAGCCAGGCCUGGAUAACAUUCAGGGCCCUGAAUCACGUCACUUUAAUGGAGCCCCCAGGUCCUUCAACUUUGCUCCAGAUCCAGUUGGCAACCCAUUUAAUGAAACUAGGAUCCCUCCCUUCCCUGGCAACUUGCGAAGGGGUGAGCUUGAUGGGCCUGGGAAUGUGCGAAAUGCUGAUAUGGUUGGGCAAGAUGUUCUCUCUGGCCAGUUAAAGAGGGGUGAACUUUUGGGUCCACGAAACUUACCCGGUCAUUCUGGUUUUGGUGCUUUUCCUGCUCAUGGGCAUAUGGGGGAUGUGGCUGGCCCUGGUAAUUUCCUGCAUCGUCCACCUUUUGGUGAACCAUUUGGAGGUAACAAGUUUGGUCAUCCGCGUCUUGGUGAGCCUGGAUUUAGGAGCAGUUAUUCACUAACUGGUGGCUUGGAUCCUUUUGACAACUCCAGAAAGCGGAAGCCAGGAAGCAUGGGCUGGUGUCGCAUAUGCAAGGUUGACUGUGAAACAGUGGAAGGGCUAGAACUGCAUUCACAAACAAGGGAGCAUCAGAAGAUGGCUAUGGAUAUGGUUCAAAGCAUAAAGCAGCAGAAUGCAAAGAAGCAGAAAACUUUCAAUGAUCAUUCUUCACUUGAGGAGCCAAGCAAGUUGAGAGGUCCUGGUUAUGGAGUUCGUGGCAACAAGCCUUGAGUAGUGCCAUGCUGCAAGAUGGACUGAAACUGUCUUAUCCUUGUGUUGGCAAUCGAAGUUUGUGUUUUGGUUGCUGUUCUUUUAGUGCCGACGGUAUUAUCGAACUGAAGUUUCAGUCGCAGCUUGCUGAGAAGAAAAUACCCACUAUGCUAAUAGCAGGUUAAUCAUUAGAAACAUAGUGUUGAAUCUACAUCACUGUUGUUGGGGAAAGCAUCUCCAGUUCGAUGUUGAUGUUUUAGUGCAAAACAUGGCUGUCGAUAAAGGAGACUGGGAUAAGGACUGAGAUCUAUACAAUCCAACAUUUCUUUUUUGGGAGAAGCAGACAACAUAAGGGCUGAAAGUUCAGCAGAAAGUUUACCUGCAAUUUUUUUUAUAUGGUGAAUUUCCAUCAAAAUUUUAUAUUGGCUGGUUCAUGGGGCAUCAAAGCAUAGAUACUUCCAGAGGCGCGUAUGUGUUGGAUAUUCUCAAAUAUAUAUGAGUGUCAUAUAUUUUUCUAAAAAUCUUGCAGUGGUGGAACAAUUGGAGGACGUGAACCUAUCCUGGAAACAUGUAUGUCCAGUGCCUGAUACACACGCAGAACAUAUCAUGAGUUGAGAACUUAGGGUUUGGUGAUAAAUUAUGAAGACUUGGAAUUAUUUUAAAUAAUAUUCGUAAAUAUGUUCUUGGAUAAUAGUAACUAAAUCACAAGCCUCAAUCCAUUAUGUGAAGUUGACUAAAUGCAUUCUAGGCCUCUAUCCAUCUCUAUUCAUGGUUCAAUGUUAUGUUUAAGGGUUUUUCACCCUUCUUUUUUGGUUGGUGUUUCUUUCCAUCUUUUGCUACAAACUUCAUUUCAUCCAAUGUCUUCCUAUCACAUCUCUAAACUAUUUAAUCCUGUCUCCCGCAUCUUAUCUUUUAUAAGGACAACUCCAACCUUAUUAUUGCCUUUUCUUAUUUUGUGCUUUUUGUAUGACUAUAUCCAUUGUAACAACGUCAUCUUAGUUACACUCAUAUUUUGCAGUAUUGGUAUUGAAGUUGUUCAACAUUUUGAGCUAUAUAACAAAGAUAGUCUUAUAAUUGUUUAAUAGAAAUUUCAUUUUGGCUUUAAAUGGGUUUUAUGAUUGUAUAAAAUGUUGGAUGCACUUCUGUACUUUAACCGUAGACCUCAAUUCUCUGAGUAACAUUCUCCCUAAUUUCUCUUUCUGUUUGAACAAUUGAUCCAAGAUAUCUAAAGUGACCUUUUCUGGUAUAACUUGAUUCGCAAGUCUCUUAAUGACCUCUCUGCACUUAGUAUUUACUAGACUUAAAUUCCACAAAUGUAGUUUUUGACUUGAUAGGGUCCUUACAUAUGGAAAGGUAUCGGGAUCAUCCGAAAGACCUACAUAUGGUGUUUAUAGAUCUAGAAAAGGCCUAUGAUAAGGUCCCUAUAGAAGUAUUAUGGAGGGUUUUAGAGAAGAAAGGAGUUAGAAUAGCCUAUAUACAAGCCCUUAAGGACAUGUAUCACGGUGUAGAGACGAGGGUCAGAACAUGCGGAGGGGAUACUGAACCGUUUACAACUACAAUAGGACUGCAUCAAGGUUCUGCACUAAGUCCAUACUUAUUUGCUCUAGUAAUGGAUGAACUCACUAAAGAUAUUCAGAUAGAGGUGCCAUGGUGUAUGCUAUUUGCAGACGACAUAGUGUUGGUGGAUGAAACAAAAGGAGGAGUGAACACUAAGCUUGAGUUGUGGGGAAACAAUUUAGAAUCUAAGGGAUUUAAAUUAAGUAGAAAGAAAAUAGAAUAUAUGGAAUGCAAAUUUAGUAAGAAUGCAAGAGUGGAUGAUGUUAUAAUAAAAUUGGAAGACCAAAUUUUACAAGGAAAAGACCAUUUUCGAUAUUUGGGAUCAGUGAUUCAAAAAGAUGGAGAAAUUCACGAGGAUGUCGCACAUAGAAUUAAGGCAGGUUGGCUAAAAUGAAGAAAUGCAUCGGAGGUGUUAUGUGAUGGUAAAAUCCCAUUAAAACUGAAAGAAAAAUUCUAUAGAACAGCUAUAAGACCAGUCUUGUUGUAUGGCCCAGAAUGUUGGGCAGUCAAAUACCAGCAUGAGCAAAAGACGAGUGUAGCGGAGAUGAGGAUGUUAAGAUGGAUGUGAGGCUAUACAAGGAAGGAUAAAAUUAGAAAUGAAGUUAUUCGCAAUAAGGUAGGAGUAGUGUCAAUCGAGGAGAAGAUGAGAGAGACUAGACUAAGAUGGUUUGGUCAUGUGAGAAGGAGACCAAGAGACGCUCCUGUGAGGAGAGUUGAUGAAAUGGAACAAUUAGUCAAAAAAAGAGGUAGAGGCAGGCCCAAAAAGACUUUGGGAGAGACAUUAAAGUUUGAUAUGAAGUGUAUGGAUCUAAAUGAAGAUAUGUCAAAAGACAGAAAUACAUGGAAGUCUAGAAUUCAUGUAGCCGACCCCACAUAGUGGGGAUAAAGGUUGGAUAUGUUGUUGUUGUUGUAGUUUUUGACUUGCUUACCUUAAAAUCUUUGAAUUUUAAGGUGUUUCUCCACAAUUCAUAUUGUUCACACCUUUUGUAUGUUUCAUCUGAUUGAACAAUAUCAACUACAAAUAACUUACACCAAGACACUUCUUCCUGGAUGUGUUUCUUAAUUUCAUCCAUCACAAGAGCAAAGAGAUAGGGCUAAAUGUAGAUCCUUGAUGCAAUCUAAUAGUAAUUAUAAAAGCAACCUUUUCUCACGUCCUAACACAAUAUCUGCUUGAAUAUACAUGUCCUUAAUAACAUGUAUAUCAGCAAUUUGAAUUCUUUCUUCUCUAACACCACCUUUAAUACUUCUGUUGGGACUGUAUUGUAGACUUUUAGGGAGUUCAUAAAACAUCAUUUGCUAAAGUUUUUGUUUGUCUUUGGACCUUUUCAUUAAAUUCCUAAAUAAGUAGACAGUUUGCGUAGUUGCUUACCAGGAAUAAAACGAAAUCAAUUUUUAGAGACUUCGGUGGUUCUCUUUGAUGUAUGCUCAGUUACCCUCUCCCAAAGUUUCAGAAUGACCAAUUGGCUUCUCUAUAUUGUUUCCACAACUUUGAACAUCUUCUUUAUUCUUGUAAGUGGGCAUUAACAUGCUAUUUCUCCACUCACUUGACAAUUUUUUAUUUAAAGAUAUCACAUUAAAUUAAUUUUUAAUCAAGAAAUGGCCUCUUCUCAAGCAUUUCCAUGUUUCUAUUAGGAUAUUAUCUGGAGUUUUUUUUUUUUUUUUCAAAUUUUAGAACUAUUUACAAAAAAACUUUUACAAAGUAAAACCGAAACUCAAACAAAUAUUCCCAAAUUAAAACUCUUGUCACAUCAAACUCACGAAACUACUUUUGAUCAAAAGUGAAAAACAACUACUGCAGUUUUGAUAUUAAUGCACAAAUUUUGCAGUGUUGUGCAUUAACAUAGAAACUGCAAACUCUGUUCUGCAUUUCUAAUGCAUAACAGCCAAGCGGUUGAUGCUUAAAAUAUUAAAACUUAGUUGUGGAUUAGAAAUAAAAAAUUUCUGCUAUUCCUCGUGUUGUUGGGAAUAUAUCUUUAUUCUUCAAACCAUAUCAAUGCAUCUUGAUUUAAGAAAUGGACUAUCUGAGAGGAUUCAUCACAGAAUGUUGCUACUGUAGUUUUACUGGAGUCAAGUGACUUAAGUUCUUUAGAACCUGUGGUAAGUUGUCAAAGUCUUUGAGGAGAAGGAUGCCAAGUGGUUGCCACAUAUGCAGACUACUGGUGUAUGAAAGAACUAUUUACUCUUAAGACAUCCAGAAAGUGAAGAAGGAAAAAACUGUUCAGUAAAAAUAAUAAAAUAAAAGUUGAUGUUAACCCUCUACCGACCAACUUAGGUUUUUAGAUGAGGUUAAUAAUUUGACAUGGUAUUACAGUAGACAAAAGUCUUAAGUUCAAAUCUCACUGCUAACUUAAUAUAUAUUAAUUGCAUGCAUUUGUACCAGUUAUGCAGUAAAAUCUGGCCAGACCUGAGAGGGCACGCUGAGAGUAAAAAUAAUAAUAUGAAAAGAUGAAAUUAACCCUCUAUCUAUAGGCUUGAUAUUUUAGAUGAGAUCAUGGUCAAUAGUUUAACAAAAAACAUUUUAGAAAGGGAUAGACCCACUGUCUACCCAGGUUAACAAAGAUCAUACUAAUCCCAUUUCUCAUAGCAUUAUGUUGCUGAUCACACAUGAAAGUUCUAAUAUUUCAUUUGCUGAGGGAUUAAAUGCUAUUUUAGUGUUGCUUGGAGUUGUUGGUAAGUUUGAAGAAAUUUAUUGUAAGGUCUAUUAUAACUCUGAAGUGUCCACAAACUAGUUAGAAAGGAAUAGAGAACUGGUCUAUCCAAGUAAAUAAUGAUAACAGUUGGGUUUGUACAAAUGAAUUUGUGUGGGAGGGGCAUAUAUUGCAUGGAAAAAUCACCACAGUAGGGGAUUUAGGCACAAUUAUAAUCUUUUCUUGGGUUUGAAUGCUUGUUUCAGGACAGUAUAUUGUUAACAGGUGAUUUUGAUGCUUAGUAAUCACUUGUCAGAUAAAGUAGAACUGUGAGGUGUUAUUUUGGGUUAGGCUUUUCGUUUACCUGAAAGCAUGAAAAUAUAUGCAUUGCUAUUGAAAAAUGAAUCUGUUUUCCAUAAAGGUUCUAGAUCUUCAGUUGGCCAUUUAGGUUGCUUUUGUCAUUUUCUUAACUUUCCAUCAUUAGAAUCUUAAAUUUAAUUACUUUGCGAGGAUACUUUCUUAUUGAAAUGAUAUUCCACUGAUUGAUCAUUGGCACAUUUUCAGCAAUAACUGUAAAACAACAAUCACAAGCCUAGUCCUACUAGGUGGAGUCAGCUACAUGUUUUAGUUUCAAAGCAUUGUGUAGUAAUGACAUACUUUGUAAGUUGAUCAUGGUGGUUGUUUUUCUUUGGUUGCCUGAGUUAUUUUUCUUUUGUUUGGGAGUCACUUUCCCGUUGGGUUACCUGUGCUGAUCAUGAAUGGACCACUUCUAUAUGAGGUGUAUCAAUCUUCUAUUUCCUAAAAAAUAAUUGUUUUUUCUUGUGCCACAUUGUAGGCUGUGUGUCAAAGAUUUUAUCCACCAAUCAACUUUUGGAACAUAUUUGGCCUUAAGCCUGGCCUUCUGGGAUAAUCUUUUUACACCAAGUAGCUUCCUACAACAUAGUUGCAGUCCACCCCUCUAAUAGGAUCUUUUAUUAUUAUUCUUAUGCUCCUUUCUAGACCAUGUAAAUCUCAACCUGAAGUCUAAAUUUAUGCAAAUUUACCAUUGGUGGACCAACUAGUUUUUACUGAUAAUAGCUAGUAAUGGUCUGCCUUUCUUGGUGGAUCUUUUAUAACUAGUUGAUGCAUUCAUGUAAAAACUAACUUAGCCUAUUGAGAGGCCAUUUUGUUUUAACAAAUAUUUUUGAAGAAGAAUUGCCACAAGGGGACAAAUCCUGUAUAAAGAGAUGAGAGUAGAAAAUUGGAAAGUAUCUUUCCCAAAAUCUUAUUUAUAAACAAGGUGAAAGAAGAUAGAGAAAAUAGGGGUCCUCUUUCAACCACAAGUUCAUUUAUAAGUUAUUUGAUGUGUGUAUAAGUUUUUAGAUGCAUUGAUACCUGAAUGUGGACUCCAUCCAGAUGCAAGAAUGGUGACUCUGCAAUGGAUGCAUGCUUUAGUUAAUCAAGUUCAGGAUUCAUGAACGCAUACUGAUUCAUGAUCGUUGCUUUAGGGCUUUCAGGUUCAGUUAACUGUAAUUUAAAUUGUUUCCAACAAAUCCGAUGAUUAAGUGUGCUUAUAGAUCAUUUUAAUGGGCAUCUAGGAAAGUAAUGUGCAUUAGGAAAGAUAUAUUUAGUGUUUGAACCUUAAUGUGUUAUGAAGAUUUCAUGAUUCACUUUAAGCUUGAGUGGACAACCCUGAACUUAAGAACUAGGUGGAUUAACCUUGAGAUCCCUUUGGUAUCUUAAAGCUGAUAAUCUUGAACUUAAGAACAAAUAUAUGCAAAACAAGACAUAUCACACACAUUUCUUUCACAGGUCUUUUAAUUACUUUGCUAGUACAUUUAUAGCUUGCAUUCGAUCUCAACUUAGUGACCUCAUUUGUCUCAUAUGAAGUCACUAGCUUCAAGCCCUCAAACACUUAGCUAGGUACACUUAUCAAGAGUGCAUCCUGUGACACUCCAAUCCAUGUGGAUUAUAAACUUGUGAAGAGAAUAAUCUCAGCCUCAAAUCAAUAGGACUAAUGUGCAUCUAUGGUAUGAAAAUGCAAUAUAGUUUUUUCUUAGCUCAUUUUUCAUUGAACCUGUUGAACAAGUUGGGUUUCUACUAAGUACAACAUCAAUUAGAAAGCUUUAGUUGUCCCAUCUUCUUUGUGUCUCUUUCUCCCCCACUGUUUUUGUGAGGGGAUUUGUUUUUGAAGAAAUCAGCAUGAACUGAUUCAAUAGAGCGAGGAGUAAGAGAUUCCAUUUGCUGCUGUUUAUGUCAACUUCAAUUGCUCUAGAUCUUGCAGGAAUUUCUGAUUGCAUUUCAGGUACAACAUAGGGUAGCUUUAGUUGCUUCAAUAAAAUUCCAUCUUUUGCUCCCAAUGACUAAAGUUUUAUCCAUCAGAGCAAAUGGAUUCUGAAGCCACAAACACUAGUGAAGUAAAGAGUCGUGUAUAAAUGCUUCUUGAAGAAAGUCAAAAUACCACAUGUGCAAAGGGUUCUAACUAUUUUCUCUCUCCAAGAGUUAGCUUAGACUGUAUUUCGUCAUGUUCCUUCACAAUGUUGCACUGAUUGAUGGGAACAAAGUACUUGAUGACCAUUUUCAAGAUUACCAUUUGGAAUCUCGUUAACUUUUAUGCACCUGUUAGAUGGUUGAUCUUAUUGUAUGUGAAGCUACGCUCGUUUUCUUACACAAUUCUACACAUGUUUAUACUCUUAAGCAAAGAGGAAGAGGAGUGAAGAAUUUGGUAUGUAUGUGUCUUUAAAGUGGAGAAUUCGGAUAUGGUUAGGGCAAGCCAAAAAUGUAGGCUACAUAAAUAUAGUAACGUUGUUAGGUUUCUCAUAGUUGAAAUUUAUAGGGGUCUCGUUGAAAUUUACUACUAAAUUUUAUGGGGAUCCACCAAUUUUUUUUGAGUGGGGAUCCACCAAUUUGACUUUUGUUAUUUGGAUUGCUGCCUUGUGUAGGUUUCUCAUAGUUGAUAAUUUGGGCAUGGACGGGAGUCUAUCUGUAGCUUUCUUUCUUAAUUUAUAUUUACUCGAGAAGACAAAUUGUGCAAGAGUAUACAAGCUCCCAAAUUGGUUGUUUCUGGCUGGAUGGGAUGCAGAAUAAUGAGUCGUUGUUUAAUAUUAUGUGAGCGUGCAUUUUUGUUGUUCGAGGCUGGCUUUUAUCUGAUAAAAGAAUAUGGUGCAAGAUUUGGAUUGUUAUGUUGUGGAUCAAUUAGUCAGAAAACAUUGUUUGGGAUUGUAAGAUCCCAUUUUGCAUAAAUGUGCAUGCCUAUUUGUUAAUUCUACGUUCCUGGUAUGGGUGAACCUUCAAAAAUUAAAAUGGUUGUAAGAAAUACUGGUUUUAUCUUUAUUCAUUUUUACUAAUGUGCACCGUGGUCAAUUGGGAUAAGUCAGUAACUUUGCCCCAUUUUCUAAUCAAGUUGGCUUGUUUUUAUUUUUAUCCUUUAUGGCCUGGAAGUUUUUUAAGAACAUAAUGAAGCCCAAUCCAUAACUUCCUCAGCAAUUACCGUAGUGAUACAACAUUAAAUCCACCUAUCCCUUAACAACUGUAGAUGUAGUUACCAAUUGGAUUUAAACGUGUUCCAAAAAGUUUCAUGACUUAAAACAAUAAAAAUGAAGUAGGAGACUUGAUUACGAAAUUAGACGAAGUUAAAAGGACUUUCAACAUACUUAUCCCAUGUGUAGUUAUAGUUCUAUGUGCGUUAUUUAUUGCUUGUGUGCAAUAUGCAAUUGACUGUCCUGUUGAAUGUGAGACUUUUUUACAUGAGGCCAGAUCCUAAUAUGAAGAGAAUCACUUAGAGAGCUACUUCAUUCUUGUAGUAAAUGCAAAAACUAGGGAUGGAGCCACUUGAUUAAGGUAGUCGCUAAUCUAAUCGACUACAUGAACAUGCCCAUCUGUACACGUGUUGCUAGGUAAUCCUAAAGGCAGGCCACUUGAUUUUUGUGGUACAAACAAGUGCAUCUGUACACUUUGUUUGCUAAUCCUUGUCUACUAGGAAGGUCCUGCUAAUUGAAUUAUUUGUUUUUAAGUUGACUUAUUGCUUUUCCUGCUGGUGUUAUUUAGGCACCAGUUUUGUGCUCUUUGUAAUUUUUAGAUGAUCGACUUGUUCUGCCAUUGAUUUUCUAGCAUGGCAUAUGAUACACCCUUUAAAUUUGGUGUUCCACUGAAUUUGCUUCAGCUAGGGGACUAAUCUAUGGUAAUUAAAAUAAAAAUACCUGCAUGGCUUCUAUACAUGUAUGGCAAUUUAAAAAAGAGAAGUGUUAGUAGGAUAAUUGAAUUUGUGGCUUGUCAAAUUGACCUGCUCGAUUUAUCUGUGUGAGGUAUGUCUUGGGGCACUAGCGUGAUAUGUCUGAAAGCUUCCUAAAGACCUUCCACCCUGAGGAGGAUUGGGAACCAUAAAGUUGCUCAAGUGCAUGACGCCCAUUGGAUAAGCCAUAAUCAUAGUCAUUGCAAGUUGGAUUAUAGACAAUUGCAGUUUAGAUGUGAAUAAUCAUUUUUGACUGGAUGAGGGGCAAUUUGUUCUUAAUUGUAUUUGCCAUUUUACACCGGAUUUGGCUACCCAUUGAGCAUCUUCCUUCAGACUUGGAUGUUGAGUUUGUGGUGGUGGUUAAGCAUAUUGUUUUCACGUUGGCUUGCAUGUUGCCGGCGUCAUCCAUUGGUGAUGACUUGAAGUAGGCUUGAAAGACAUGUUGAAGAGGGUAUUAUAUUAUUAGUCAGUUUUAACUCGAGGAGGUAAAGCUCUAGUGGAGGUGAAGUGAUAACUGAAGUCACUCUGAAAUAAAGUGGUCAGUGGAGAAAUUGAACCGUCAAAGCUCCAAAAUAACUGUUGAAGAUCUAACUUGUGGUGAAAGUAUGAGUAGCUAGUGGGAUUUGUCGAACAAUACAUGGUGCAUGAAUGUAACACCAGGUGGAGUUACAUGUCGAUAUUGAUCUACGAAUUGAGAAGUGUCAUUAACUUAUUUAGAUAGACACUUCUGAAUAAGCAAUUUCACAUUAGAUGGGUUUCUUCUACUUCUAGAACUCAUACGCUGGGUUUCCUUCGUCCCUAAAUGUUGGGAGUAGUGUUAAAAGCUUCUGGAUAGGCUUUAUAUCUUGGAUACAACCCUGCACUUGAAUUACUGCUCCUUCAUUGUGUUAACUAGGUUUGCAGCAUUUCCACUGUACUUUCAAUUGCAUUACUAAUAACUGCGGUUCUUGUUGGAUUGCAGCACUUAGGUCAUUUUUCUGCUCUUAAAUAGUAAUUUUUCUGCUCUGAAUAAAGUGCCAGAUUAUGGAAAGCAUAAUAGGUGUGGAGACUAUCCUCUUUACUAGUCUCUGCUGUUAAACUGAAAACUCACUAGAUGAGUCGGUGUAUAAUUUGUGUUAAAAGAGGAACUUGAGCAAUAUUUUUUCCCUCUACAAUGGAUGGAUAAUUUUAUCAUUAAAUGAAUUCUCAGAUUCACCUAAAGCCAAUCAAUUUAUUGGUUACUCGUAAUAAUGGGAAUAACCAAUGGCAAGGGAUGCUAUUAUUAGCAUGGAGGCGGACUUGUUCGUUGCAUGUUGUAUCCCUUGCCUUCAUAGCGUUGGAAAAAUCUUUUUACUUUCUUUUAGAGUUUACUUACGGUGAAUUUCUACCCACCCCUUAGUUUUUGCUAAAAUGAACAUGGAUACCUCCUGAGAGAGAUAAAUUACACUGUUGGUAAAGAAAUUAAUUAGGAUUGUCAGAUGUCUGUUUUGCUUAAUUUUUAUAAAUAUAUUUCAGUCGUAUAGGUUGCGUCUUUGAUCAACGAAAAUGUAAAAGAAUCAAUCAACCUUAUAUUCCUUUAAUCCUGUUUUGUUUAUGCUUUAUAUUAGUAUGUCCUGUUUAUUUUAUUUUAUUUUCUAUCAUUAUUAUUAUGGACAUAUUCUAUACUGGUCUCUCACUUUUGACUCCUAACCCUAAUGCAAUAUGAGGUGAUUUUGUGUGGUGUGAAAGGUUCAUUGUAGGAUCUUCUUGGGGGGUGUUGUGUCAUCAAGAUAUGUAACAUGUGGCGACAUUUGCAGUUUGAUUAUUGUUUUCUUGUGAAUGUCAUUUUGUUUAUGUUUGUUAAGAGUGACUUUGGAUUCAGAUUUUGGCUUGUGUUUAUGUAAUUGUAGUUACCUAGCUGACUGAAUCCAGGCUACCUUUAACUUCAGUUGGUAACAUUGUCUGUAAAUGUCGCAUUAAGCAAUGUACAACAUAACUUUGCCCACGGAUAAUCCGUCGGGUAAUGAUGA